AUGUCUGUCGCAGCGACACAUAAUCCAUUUCGGUUUCCCUUUCACGGAGGGCGCCGGAUUGGCCACCAUGGAUUGAUUCGUUCGGUGGCCGACGUGUAUUCUCUUUUUUGGCGGUUCACCGGCACUUUUAGCAACCCUCUUAUCCUUGAUUACAACAACACGGACCAUCCUGACAGCAUGUCGAGUGACGAAACGUAUCUUGAAGCAUUCAUUGAGACCUUAUCGACCCUGCCACACGAAGUGCGUCGGAAUAUGGACCUCAUUAAAGAUCUCGACAAAGCGAGCGGUGUCCGAGGGGAGACGUUGCGACAGCUACAGCAGCGGUACAUUCACCAGGCCGAAGACAAAAUGAUGCAGCUCGAACUGGUGGAGCGAGAGGACGGUACACAUGGCGUCCGAGUCAUCGACGGAACUGAAGUCAUCAUUCCAACAACCUACGAGUUGGUGGAGUACGUACAGAAUGCCGAAUUGGAACGACAAAUUCAGCAAGCGCAGGAGGAUUGUUUGCAAAAGGCCGACGAGAAGAUAGCCAUUGCCCAACAAGCGCUGGAUCGCAUUGAUGCUGUAUGUCAACGACUUGAUCACGACCUAGGGGCCAUGGAACUGCUAUUGCAAAACACGGGAGACUUUCAGACGCAAGAGACCAAAACUGCCAAACCCAACGAUUUGGCGGCAUGCCAAAUCACACCCGAAUCGGAAUGGAUCUUGGCCAAGGUCGUCACGUUCGACCCGCAAACAGGCGUGUACAAGCUCGCUGACGAAGACGUGGAAAGCAACAAACUUUUUACUUUGCCUGAAUCGCAAGUGAUUAUACUCUACGCGAUUGAAAAGUUGCGGGCGGGCGACAGCGUCUACGCCGUGUACCCCGACACGACCAGCUUUUAUCCCGCUACCGUCGUGCAGGCCCCUCGCAAAGCCAGUACACCUUUUGUGACGGUCAAUUUUGUGGACGAUUCCGACGAAUUCGGAGUCACGCAUGACAAGUUUGUCCCGUUGAAAUACACCAUGCCGCCACCCUACGGAUCGUAA
This is a messenger RNA of Phaeodactylum tricornutum CCAP 1055/1, 1029 nucleotides long. RefSeq lists its product with no specific name. The transcript is spliced from 2 exons. Lineage: Eukaryota; Bacillariophyta; Bacillariophyceae; Surirellales; Neidiaceae. Gene Ontology annotation, cellular component: SAGA complex. Bases 1 to 1029 code for a protein of 342 amino acids. The record is from RefSeq and is a predicted model, not a curated record.